AUGGACAUCCUGGAAAAGUCCACAAAGUAUCACGAGGCGGUACUUAAAUCAUCGCAGAAAGUCGGUAUUCCCAAGACUAGGGCCGAUAUUCAGACCCACAACCUUGCAAAAACAGCAUUGCUACGAAAUGCAGCCAACGCAGCAACCCUCAACAUGGCAGCAACCGCUAUGUUUGACAUCAAAACGCUGUUUAAUGGCGAUUUUCAGAAGUACUUUGUCAAGCUAGGCAUCAGCGGCAUGCAUGGUGGUGCGGUUGCAGGGAUUCAAGCCAGGAUUCACCACUCUUUCUUUGGCAACGGCGCCGUGGUGGGCGUAGUUGUCAGCUCAGCUUUCGGUGUGGUAGGACUUGUAAACACAGGAGACUGGGCCCGUUUCGGGAAAAACACUGGCCUCGGUAUUGUUGGCUCUGCCGGAGGCUGGGGAGGGUCACAACUUGUCGAACAUAUUUAUGACAAUGUCAAGGAAGGGAAUGCGAAAAUGGGUCUCCGUGUGGACCCUUCCCUGACAAAGAGGGAAGUUGUGGCCAGAAUCUUGGAUCAGCGUGGUGAUUCAGUCGCUGUUCAGAUGACCGAUACAAUGGCUACUGAUAUAGCAACGCUUCAGGAGAACCUGAGUGACUGGCAGCAGGGUGAUCCCAAAGACUUUGAAGCCUUUGUUGAAGGCCUGCGCAAAGCAACAUCAAGCUAA
This is a messenger RNA of Fusarium graminearum PH-1, 687 nucleotides long. RefSeq lists its product as uncharacterized. Bases 1 to 687 code for a protein of 228 amino acids. The transcript has 2 exons. Lineage: Eukaryota; Fungi; Ascomycota; Sordariomycetes; Hypocreales; Nectriaceae. The record is from RefSeq and is a predicted model, not a curated record.